AUGGCUGAUUCACGGUUGACUCGCGUCAGCGGUACCUUGACCUCCCUCUUCGAAAGCCUUGUGCCACCUUCCACCCUCGAUCAAGACGAUACCGACACAGAAUCUCGCAUUGACCGCGCCAUCCAAAAUGCAAAAGCCACCAUCUACCAGGCGGACGGCCGGCUGCCGCCAGAUACAAAUCAAGCCCAAGACCUGAUCAAGAGAAAGUUGUUACGAGAGAACGCAUCUCCAGAGAAAGCCGCCCGGUUCAGCAAUCUCUACUCGCGACUCCUUGCCAUUCCAAUCCUAAAUCAGAAAUGGGCGAUCCUCUACCUACUCUACAAGUUGUCGGAGCCGGCCCUCCCAGAGCUGCGCCCACGCAACCCGUUGACAGAUUCAGACCAAUUCGCAAACAUUCCGCGUCGGCAGGAACCAUCUCUAGAUAAGUCGCUUACUUCUGAAGAUCAAGAAGACGGCCGCGUGUACCCACCCCAGGCUCCGCACAAUCGGAUUCAUGGGUUUCCGUCCAAAGUAAGGCCUGAACAGAUUCAUCGAGAUGGAGUCUCCCAGGGAGAGGAAGAGGAGAACGAAAGUGCCGUCAAGGCUCCGGAGCAGGUUGCUACAGAGCCAAUCCGACCAAAACAACAGCCCCCAGCCCCUGGACCUUCUGAGUGGGAUCUGCUACGAGAUCUUCCAUUCAACCUGCAGGGGGUAUCUUCUGCACAUCUUGAGUUCACCGCUACUACCACUGUUAAACUUCCCCCAACUCUCCCGGUGCCUAUGCUGUCUGUGCUUCAUGCACUUUCUGAACCCUGCUUGCUCUAUCGAGGUCUAGCGGAUUACGCUGAAGCUCAAGACGGCGGUCUUAUCGAUCAAAGCCUGCGUUCUGCUAUCAAUGACGAGUUACGGUCGUAUUUGAACCUGGUCGCUUCUUUGGAAAGUGAAAUCAGACAGGCCCUGGCUGUCCUCGACUGUACCCACGAUCCAAAAGCUACCCGUACGACUGGCGUCACCCUUAAACGGUGUCUUAUUUGGACCAGAGAUGCCACAAUGGGGUUGCGGCUGAUGAAGUUAAUCGUGGAGGAGUCAAAGCAGAAGCGAGGUGGCCAAAUGAUCUCUCUCAUUCACGGCCUGUCAUCCUCACAUGGCGAUCCGUUCGUGGCCUCCUUUGCCGAAAGGCUCCUCACUCGUAUCGCACGACCUUUCUACGAGAUGUUGAGGCACUGGAUUUACGAUGGUGAACUGAUCGAUCCCUUUCAUGAAUUCUUCAUCACAGAACCAGACCCCAACUCUCAACCGGCGAUAGACCAUCGGCAUGUGGCGACAUCUGUCUGGGAGGAAAAAUACAAGAUUGACUCCAGUCUAGUCCCCUCCAUCAUCUCCUCAGAGUUUGCCCGGAAGGUUUUCCUCAUUGGUAAGUCUCUUAACUUCAUCCGCCAUAACUGCGGCGACUCCGACUGGGUCAUACAAUAUUCGAAGUCGAACUCAAAGUCUUUGGACUAUGCCAAUACGGCAAGUCUGUCUCUGUCGAUUGAUGUUGCCUACCGGACGACCAUGUCGCGUUUAACGCACCUCAUGUCGACAAAAUUUGGGCUAUUCACGCACCUGGCUGCUAUUAAGAAGUAUAUGCUUCUGGCUCAGGGAGAUUUCUUUGAACUCCUCAUCGAGUCUCUGGCGCAACAUCUUGAUCGUCCUGUCAACUCGAUGUAUCGUCAUAAUCUAACGUCGCAGCUAGAACAUGCUAUCCGACACUCUAAUGCCCAGUAUGAUGAUCCUGAGGUACUGAGGCGACUGGAUGCCCGUAUGCUGGAGCUUUCCACCGGUGAGAUCGGAUGGGACUGCUUCACCCUGGAAUACAAGAUUAGUGCACCUUGCGAUGUUGUUAUCACUCAGUGGGCCAACACUCAAUACCUCAAAAUCUUUAACCUGCUUUGGAGGAUCAAGAGAGUUGAGUUUUCUCUCAAUUCGACGUGCAAACGUUGCAUGACAGGCGGCCGAGGCGUGCUGGCGGCAGUCAGUGACAAGUUGGGAAAUGACUGGAAGCGCUCCAGGUGCGUGGUUGCAGAAAUGGUACAUUUUGUCAAUCAACUGCAAUACUACCUUCUAUUUGAAGUGAUCGAAGCAAGUUGGGAGAAGCUGCAAGAGGCCCUUCAUAAGCCAGAGGCUACGCUUGAUGAUCUGAUCGAAGCUCACACCACUUAUCUCAACAAUAUUACGAAGAAAGGUCUCAUCGGUCAGCAAAGACAUCCGGUCACUGGCCAGCAGGAAGAUAGCCUGGUCGUCCAAGUCCAUCACAUUUUGAAAUGCAUGCUCGGCUACCGUGAAGUCAUCGAUUCGCUGUACUCCUACAGUGUUGCCGAAUACACCAGAAGGCAACAAUUCAGUGCGAAGAUCGAACAACGAACCGCGCAGGGAAGAUGGGGCAUCACUGAGAGGGAUAUUGUGGGCGAUUCGAGAGCAAGCACACCAACUGCGACGGCAGGAAGGAGGCCGUUCAAAGGGGCACAGCUGCUGCCCGAAGACAGUGACUCUCCUGCGCCGCCAAUCACAAACUUUGGCAUAACGGACGAUGAGACGCAUCUCAAUUCGUUGAGGUCAAGGCAGUUGAAGUUGUCUGCAGAAUUCAGAUCACGUCUCAGCAUGUUAUUGUAUGAUCUGGCUCACCAACCUGAUGUCAAUCUGCGGUUCUUGGGGGUGGUCAUGAACUUCAACGAGUUCUACCAGCCUGUCAACGUUCGAAGACAACAAGCGAGACGUGCAAGAGAAAAGCGGGAAUUGGAGAGAAGGACUCGUGAAGCCACCAUAUCUUCUGAGGGCAACAUUUCGGCCGAAAGAGAUCUGAAUAGCUCAACGAUGAAGAAUUGA
Molecule: messenger RNA, 2844 nt
Organism: Capronia epimyces CBS 606.96
Lineage: Eukaryota; Fungi; Ascomycota; Eurotiomycetes; Chaetothyriales; Herpotrichiellaceae
Exons: 1
Coding region: 1-2844 (947 amino acids)
Biological process (GO): microtubule nucleation; mitotic cell cycle; meiotic cell cycle
Cellular component (GO): spindle pole; equatorial microtubule organizing center; centrosome
Molecular function (GO): gamma-tubulin binding; microtubule minus-end binding
Source: RefSeq, a predicted model, not a curated record